AUGACCUCCGUCGUUGCUAUCGGUGUUGGUGUCGCUGCGGCCGCUUUCUUCGGUCGAGCAGGUCUAGUGGCCCUCCGCAGAUACAGAGGAGGUAUUGAUGGCGCCGGCCGCGCAUUUUACAAGGGCGGAUUUGAACCCAAGAUGAACAGGAGAGAAGCGUCUCUUAUCCUAUCACUCUCUGAACGAACUCUUACCAAGGAUAAAGUCCGCCUAAACCAUCGCAAGCUGAUGCUUCUUAACCAUCCUGACCGAGGCGGCAGCCCCUACCUUGCCACGAAGAUCAACGAAGCAAAGGAGUUACUUGAGAAGACCGUUUAG
Nannizzia gypsea CBS 118893 is the source of this 318-nucleotide messenger RNA. RefSeq names its product mitochondrial import inner membrane translocase subunit tim14. The transcript has 3 exons. Gene Ontology annotation, molecular function: ATPase activator activity. NCBI's taxonomy places the organism in Eukaryota, Fungi, Ascomycota, Eurotiomycetes, Onygenales, Arthrodermataceae. Gene Ontology annotation, biological process: protein import into mitochondrial matrix. Bases 1 to 318 code for a protein of 105 amino acids. The record is from RefSeq and is a predicted model, not a curated record. Gene Ontology annotation, cellular component: PAM complex, Tim23 associated import motor.